Molecule: messenger RNA, 1470 nt
Organism: Aspergillus versicolor CBS 583.65
Lineage: Eukaryota; Fungi; Ascomycota; Eurotiomycetes; Eurotiales; Aspergillaceae
Exons: 2
Coding region: 249-1154 (301 amino acids)
Source: RefSeq, a predicted model, not a curated record
CUGCCGACGAAAAUAGAGUAACUCGGGCCAACUCUGAUAGGCGUUCUCGCUGUUAGCCUCAGUUCUCAAACAAUGGCAGGGUCCUUGACUUCUUCAUAAGGCGGGGGCCCUGCAUCGCUCUGGUCAUUGCUUGAAGACUGCUGCAGUCAGCUUCAGUCAGCUUCAGGCACAGCUCAGAACUUAGCUGUCUGCUUGUCCUUGACUGGCUCAUUCUUGUCCCUCCUGUACUCUGUGUUGGUCUCUUCAACAUGUUCCUCCGCCCCCGCGCCGACUCGUACUCGCCAUCAUCAGACGAAGACCAUGGGCCCAGCGACAAAACAACCCAGAUCAUCAUCGGGGUCGUGGUCGGUGGUGUUGCCGCUAUUGCCAUCACCGCAGGAAUCAUCUUCUUCCUCAUCAAAAAGCGCAAAUGGGACCGCCUCAAGCAGUGCGAGGAACGCCUGAUCGACUACCAGCUCACAUCAAGCACGGGCUGUCCCUCGAAGCUGAAUUCCCGCUCCGUCACCCCAGAGGAUUACCAGGUUUAUUACCCAAUGGCCUCGCCGCCGCCGCCUACAUCUACCACGGCUGCAACAGCACCAGCGGCGUACCCAUAUAACCCACACGCACAAACACAAACACAAGCACAGACAGGAGGGCAACAAGACAGACCUGCCCUAGGAUAUCGGACGAGAGGGAUGUCUGCGCCAGCCUCAACGACUUUGUCGACAUUGGCUCCAGGCCAGUCCCAGCCCAGGGGUCAGGUUGUUGGCCCCGAAUCUCCACCCCCGGCAUAUCAAACCCUGCACGCCCGCUACGACCCCUCGCGCUACUCGCAGGUCAGCGCGCGGUUCUCGUCUUCGUUUGAGGGGGCUCAGUCUAGCACGGGUACGGUUGGGAAUCAGAAUCGAAAUACUCGAGGCUAUACGGUCUCUGGGAUGCUGCCGACCACGCCUGAGUCUUCGUCGUGGUUUCAGCAGCAGCAGCAGCAGCAGCAUCAAUAUCAGCCUGGGCCUGCUGUUGGGUCGGCACCAACUUGGACGUCAUCAUCGGGGAUAGCAACAACGACAGUGUCGUCCAAUUCAAAUAACACUUCUGUGAGAGGAUCAACGUCUGAGGAGCGAGGGCCUCGCCGUCCACGACCGGUUUUGUCUCGUCUGAUAACGAAUCUUUGAUGAGCUCGGCUAAAACCUUGCAAUAUGUUAGCCGUUUGGGAAGGCUAUUUGGAGGAAAGAUUAUUGUGUUUUAUUUAUUGUUUUUGGCUAGCGAUUUGGAGUUUGGAGCAUGGGACUGGAGACCGGUCGGUCGGUCUGGAUUUGGCGUUAUGGGUUUAAUAUAUCCUAUGGUUUCGGGGAUGCUAUGGACCUGCUUGUCUAAAGAGCCGUUAUGGCUACAGUCACGGUAUGAAGUUAAGGAUAAUGAUAAUGGAUUCCACAUAGAACAUUCAACGUCAUACCUACACACAAGCAUACGUCAAUAACCUAUAGAAUC